CAAGUCAGAGACUGACAAGAGUAAUAUUUUUUUUAACGUGAGAAAUAUCUUAUGCACAGUUUUGACGCACGGGGCAGGGGGAAAACUCAUGGUUUAUCAUCAAGCGUUCCUCCAGUUUCGGUUUUCUUUUCUUAUUUCUGUGUCUGUGUCCGUCAUGAUUUCCUUUCCAUGAAACGGGCAGAGUUCCUCACUUCUCCCCGAGCGCAGCUCAGAGCAGGCACCGCCAGCCCUCGACUGGAAGACGUUGAGUUUCCUUUCCUUUCUCUCGCUCUUCUGGACGGGGGAGUCCUCCUGCUGCUUUCUUCAGCCCCUUCCUCCACAGUCAAAGCAGAAAGUAUGUCUGCUCCAGGUACUUCAGCUGAAAUUUUGGAGUGGUUCAGAGCCCAUAAAAUGGAGAUUUCUCUUGCAAUUAGAGACCCGUUUCCUUUUCUCUGUGGCCUACGAGACAAGAAUAUAAUCUCUGAAGAAGAUUUUCAGUAUUUGCAAGAUUGGGUAACUGCAAAUCCAAAUGAUAUUCAAAGAGUGGUAUCCGCUGUCCUUGAGAGGAUUCAGGGCAAUCUGUCAGCAAUAGAGGAAAUCUUCUGCAGCAGUAACCUGGCAGCAUAUCAAGACUUACGGCCACUAUAUGAAAGCCUAGGAAAUGGGACACAAGAGCAAAGUCUGGAUUUCCAGGGCACAACACUGCCCGUAACCUGUGGAACAGCACAAGGCAUUUUACAUGUGGAUAUAUUUGCAACAGGAGUUUCAAGAAAAAGUAUUGAGGGUUCCAAUGGAAAGUGGUUCACACCAUCACAAUUUGAGAUUGAAGGUGGACGUAAACCGUGGAAAUGGUGGAGGAGAAGUAUCCAAUGUGGGACGACUUCAUUAGACACAUUAAUAAAGAGGGGACAGCUACCUGAGCCACCACAAAAUCCCAACAGGACAAUGAUGUCUGAACAUGAUGAUGUAUGUAUUGUAAGUAAGAAAGAAGAUUCACGGAUAUGCUGCAGUUCAUUUCCCAGAUGCUUUGAUGAAGAUUGUCAUAUUCCGAAAAUAUCUGCUGAGAAAAGCAUGUCUGCUCCAGGUACUUCAGAUGAAAUUUUUUGGUGGUUCAGAGCCCAUAAAGUACAGAUUUCUUUGGCAAUCAAAGAUACUUUCCCUUUCCUCUAUCUCCUGCGAGACAAGAAAAGAAUCUCCGAAAAAGAUUUUAAGAAAUGGUGUGAUAAGGUAAUUGCACAACCAAAUGAUAUUUCUAAAGUGGUAUAUGAUGUCCUUGAGAGCAUUCAGACCAAUGUGUUAGCAAUAAAGGAGAUCUUCUGCAAGGAGAACCUGGAAGCAUAUCAAAAUUUACAGCCAUUAUACGAAAGCCUAGAAAAUGUUCUCCAGAAUGCUCAGAAUAGUCCUGCCGCAGAACCUGGGAGCAGCAAAGUACUCCAGGGAGAAAUGAAGAAACCUGCAUCCCCUGGGAAGCAACAAAGAAAAGGCAUGCAGAAUAAUGAAAUACAAGAUUUGAGUGUCGAGGUCCGAACACUGAAAGUACGCUGUGGAAAAAGUAAAGGUGUUUUAUAUAAGAAUAGAUUCAUAGCAGGAGUUUCAAGGAAAUGUAUCAAGGGUUCCGAUGGAAAAUGGUUCACACCAUUAGAAUUUAAGGCUAAAGGAGGAUAUAAAAGUUCAAAAGGCUGGAGAAGAUGUAUCCGCUAUGGUGGGAUUUCCUUAGAAGCAUUAAUCAAGUGGGGAGAAAUACUGAAGCCACAACCGGAAUCCUCCAGAAUGCAGAAGCCAGAUGACCUGUGUGCUGUGUGCUGUGUGUGCUGUGAGGAGAGAGGUCACUGAUACACUGCAAUUCAUGUCCCAGAUCUUUUCAGGAAGAUUGUUGAGAAAAAGCAGUUCACUUCAUGUCACAUUAGCAGACAUCUUUAGAA
This is a messenger RNA of Podarcis muralis (Common wall lizard), 1901 nucleotides long. NCBI's taxonomy places the organism in Eukaryota, Metazoa, Chordata, Lepidosauria, Squamata, Lacertidae. The record is from RefSeq and is a predicted model, not a curated record.